Choloepus didactylus (southern two-toed sloth) is the source of this 1639-nucleotide messenger RNA. It is a transcript of the gene VSNL1, whose product is annotated as visinin like 1. NCBI's taxonomy places the organism in Eukaryota, Metazoa, Chordata, Mammalia, Pilosa, Megalonychidae. The transcript is spliced from 4 exons. Gene Ontology annotation, molecular function: calcium ion binding. Bases 275 to 850 code for a protein of 191 amino acids. The record is from RefSeq and is a predicted model, not a curated record.
GCCGGCCCCAGGGCCCUUCGGUUUUCUAUGGGAUUCCCAAUCUGCUGCAGACUCGCCCGAGCGAGUGGCGGUGGCGGCGGCCGGGCUGGCGAGGCGCGAUCCGAGAGGGAUCUGAGCAGCCGAGAGCUCCAGAGGAAGAGGCAGCGCGGAGACCCGCACACCAGACGGCUGCACCGUUUACCCGAAUUAAAUACACACACACACACGUACACGUAUAAAGAAGUGUUGAGCGUUAUCUUUGCGUUGUGACCCUGCGCAGCGCUGUAACUACAGAAUGGGGAAACAGAACAGCAAGCUGGCCCCCGAAGUGAUGGAGGACCUGGUGAAGAGCACGGAAUUUAAUGAGCACGAGCUCAAGCAGUGGUACAAGGGCUUCCUCAAGGACUGUCCGAGCGGGAGGCUGAACCUCGAGGAGUUUCAGCAGCUCUACGUGAAGUUCUUCCCAUACGGAGAUGCCUCCAAGUUUGCCCAGCACGCUUUCCGCACCUUCGACAAGAACGGGGAUGGCACCAUCGACUUCCGAGAGUUCAUCUGUGCCCUCUCCAUCACCUCCAGGGGCAGCUUUGAGCAGAAGCUGAACUGGGCCUUCAACAUGUACGACCUGGACGGUGAUGGCAAGAUCACCCGGGUGGAGAUGCUGGAGAUCAUCGAGGCCAUCUACAAAAUGGUGGGCACCGUGAUCAUGAUGAAAAUGAACGAGGAUGGCCUCACGCCCGAGCAGCGAGUAGACAAGAUUUUCAGCAAGAUGGAUAAGAACAAAGACGACCAGAUUACACUGGAUGAAUUCAAAGAAGCUGCAAAGAGUGACCCUUCCAUCGUUUUACUUCUGCAGUGUGACAUUCAGAAAUGAGCUGAUGUCAGUACUAUGGACUGCACAAAAGUCUCAUGUUCCAUUCUGUCUGCAGCUAUUCACACACACACACACACACACACACACACACACACACACACACAUAUUGCUUGGACUACCUAUUAAUGGACUUGCUUCUUGUGUUUGAAACACUUGUGUGCAUGAGAAUGUCAUUUGCUAAUGAAUUUUAAGAGCAUAUAUUAUAAAACAAACAACCUGCCACAAUGUGAUACGUGCAAUAUCAUUUCAUAAAAAAACCCUCCUCCUCCAAAGCCUGGGCAGCAAUGUGCUGCGAAGAGUUCUAUUUCUUGUUCAUAUUUUGCUAAUGCUGUGUCUCCUUGAUUACCUGAUACAUUAGUGGCACUGAGACCCCUGUGGUAAUGUGACUUAGUAUAAGCUGUAUCACCAUUCUCCUAUACAGUAGCACCAGACAGACGACCCAGGGGCCCUUAGCUUCUGCAUCUGAUCCACACACAAGAGCUUGUAUCAUCAGUGAAUAUAAAUGUAAUACAUUUGCAUGCCUUUUAGGUUUGCCUUAAUUCUUACCUUAUUUGCAUCCUGUCAAUCUGGAAAGAGCUAUGUUGGAUGAAUGCAGUAUAAAACUUAAAAAUCCUGCUAAAGUGGCUCGUUAAUUAAGUAUAUUUAUCUAUAUAUACAUAUACACAAAGAUAUUAUUUAUUGGAAGUAAAAAAAAAAUGAAGGAAGUGUAUGGAUUUCUGCUUGAAUUUUCAAAAGCUUCCAAAGAGGUUGCAACAGAUGUCCUGAAUAAAUUUAUAACAUUUGACUCCC